Messenger RNA from Leptonychotes weddellii (Weddell seal), 1723 nucleotides. RefSeq names its product SH3 and cysteine rich domain 3 (gene STAC3). The record is from RefSeq and is a predicted model, not a curated record. Lineage: Eukaryota; Metazoa; Chordata; Mammalia; Carnivora; Phocidae. Gene Ontology annotation, biological process: positive regulation of voltage-gated calcium channel activity; skeletal muscle contraction; positive regulation of protein localization to plasma membrane. Gene Ontology annotation, molecular function: protein binding.
AUCUAGUCUGGCUGAUAGGAAGCCUCUGAGAACUGAAACUCUCCUUUCUUCACCAGUUCCUGGCCCUUUCCUUCCUAAAGGUUUGAGCCCUGUCAUUUCAGCUCUGACACCAAGGCGAGAGACUGGGAGGUCUACAAAUAACGUCUGGGUAGCCGGUGUGAGUACAGAGGGUACUGGGGGGGCUUAGCCCCCAAGGAAGAGGACCAGUCCUCCCCCAGCACCACCAUCAAGACCCCAGGGGCUCCCUCUUCCCUCCACAGACUGUGGACUGACUUAGGGAAUCCCAAACGAUGACAGAAAAGGAGGUGCUGGAGUCCCCUAAGCCCUCCUUGCCAGCAAAGACUCGGCAAAGUAGGCUACAGCGGCUGAAGCAGUUAUUCAGGAAGGAGCCUCCGGGGACAAAGGAGAUGGAGCUUCCCCCAGAGCCCCAGGCCAAUGGGGAGGCAGUGGGAUCUGGGGGUGGGCCCAUCUACUACAUCUAUGAGGAAGAGGAGGAAGAAGAGGAGGAGGAGGAGGAACCACCCCCAGAACCUCCUAAGCUUGUCAAUGACAAGCCUCACAAAUUCAAAGAUCAUUUCUUCAAGAAGCCCAAGUUCUGUGAUGUCUGUGCCCGGAUGAUUGUGCUCAACAACAAAUUUGGGCUCCGCUGUAAGAACUGCAAAACUAACAUCCAUGAACACUGUCAGUCCUAUGUGGAGAUGCAGAGAUGCUUCGGCAAGAUCCCCCCUGGUUUCCAUCGGGCCUAUAGCUCCCCACUCUACAGCAACCAGCAGUACGCUUGUGUCAAAGAUCUCUCUGCUGCCAAUCACAAUGAUCCUGUGUUUGAAACCCUGCGCACUGGGGUGAUCAUGGCAAACAAGGAACGGAAGAAGGGCCAGGCAGAUAAGAAAAAUCCUCUAGCAGCCAUGAUGGAAGAAGAGCCAGAGUCUGCCAGACCAGAGGAAGGCAAACCCCAGGAUGGAAACCCUGAAGGGAAUAAGAAGGCUGAAAAGAAGACACCUGAUGACAAACACAAGCAGCCUGGCUUCCAGCAGUCUCAUUACUUUGUGGCUCUGUAUCGGUUCAAAGCCCUGGAGAAGGACGAUCUGGAUUUCCCGCCUGGAGAGAAGAUCACAGUCAUUGAUGACUCCAAUGAGGAGUGGUGGCGGGGGAAAAUAGGGGAGAAGGUUGGAUUUUUCCCUCCAAACUUCAUCAUUCGGGUCCGGUCUGGAGAGCGUGUGCACCGUGUGACCAGAUCCUUCGUGGGAAACCGCGAAAUAGGGCAGAUCACUCUCAAGAAGGACCAGAUCGUGGUCCAGAAAGGAGAUGAAGCCGGCGGCUACGUCAAGGUCUACACCGGCCGCAAGGUGGGGCUGUUCCCCACCGACUUCCUGGAGGAGAUUUAGGCGUGCAGGCGCCUGCUGACGGGAGAUACCCAUGCCCCAUUCUGGGCAGGCCCAGUGGAGGUUGGGGAGGAAAGGGGCGAAAGCAACUAUGCUGGAUGGGGGAGGGGUGGGAAGGCCCGGCGGAGCAUGGCGGGGCUUCCGGGAAGGGACUGGUUCCCGCCCCCCUCCCCCGGCCUCGGGCCUUGGAUACCUGCUAGGCAGAGCAGCCUCACCUGCAACUCCUCAGGCCCAGCCCGCGGGAGCUGGAAAAAGAACGCGUCCCCACUAGGAGGCGCCCCGGGGGUGUGGGAGGCGAACUGUCGAACGCUGCGAAUGUAUUAAAGUUUUGAAAAAAGUUA